AAAGAAAGGGGGAGCGGGAGGAAUUCCACCUUGUGACUCCUCUUUGCUUUCUCUGCUCCCAUUCCAUCAUCAUCUCGCUCCCGGAUAUCGCCGCUUCUCGCUCUAGAGAGGAGGAGGAAAGCAACCAGGUACACACCGUGUCGCCUGUGGCUAGCCCAUAGCUCAUGGAGCACGCUAAGCCCAGCACAUCACUACCCACCUCUUCUGCAUUGGAAGGCCAGGCGCAUUCCCCCACUGGCUCUUCCUCCUCCUCCUCCUCCUCCUCCUCCUCCUCCUCCUCUUCGUCUGGUCAGCAACACAAGAUGGGCACUCUUGCGCACAUUGGCAAUCCGCACCCGCACCCGCACCUGCACGCAGAGGACGGUAGUAGAGAGAAGGACCGCGAGGUAGAGGAGCGCAAUGUCCCCGCCGAGCUGCCCCUCUCCCACUCCCACUCCCACUCCCACUCUUCGCAACGCACCCCUCCCUGGUCAAGUCGUCUGUCCACCUCCCUCUCCCUCAGCCUUCUUGGUCUAGACGAAACACUAGAUCACAAUUCCUGCACCAUCCCACUGGCAUGGAUGGCCUUCCUCACCGGUCUAGUAGACGGAACCAUCUAUUCCCGUGCGGAAAUUUGGACUGGGUUCCAAACGGGGAAUACAGUUCAAGUAGCACUUGGUAUAACCACCUAUAUCUUCCCCCAAAGCGCAAAUGCUAUUCCUCGUACACCACUUUUACUACUACUACGGUCCCUCUCCCUCGUAGCAUUCUUCUUGGCGGGAAUUGUAGGAGCCAGAGUGGGAGAAGUGUGGGGACAUCGAAAGAGGGUGUACCUCGUUGCUAGCUCAGGCUUGCAGAGUGCACUCCUCUUUGGUGCGGCAGGAAUCCUUUGGUCAAGACCGGAUGGGGAGGAAUUGACUUAUCGGUACUGGCCAGGAGUCAUCUUGCUCAUUGCCUUUAGCAUGGUAAGUUGUAGGGAGCGUAGCAUUGGUCUUCAAUCCAUCCAAGCUCAAAAAGUAGCCUCGCCAAUCUUUUCCACCUCGGUAGCAUUCACAGCCACAAUGACGCAAAUUGCUGCCGACCCCAAACUAUUCUCCCUCAGUACAGCCAUCCCUUCCCCUUUAAGCCUCCUGCGACGUCGGCCCUCUCCUCCCUCCACCUCCCUCUCCUCCUCUGAGAGGGAGGUAGAUACGGGAACAACAACUACCAAGAGCGCACCACCUCCCCGUCGAGUCUUCUUCAACGACCCCUCCGUCAAAGGACGCGACUUGCGAAUCCUCGCCCUCGUCUGUCUCGCCACGGGUGGGGGAGUAGCCCAAAGUCUUCUCGAAGGACAGACGGGAAUUGGUUUAAAGGGGACAAUGAUGGUUGCGGCGGGGUGUAAAGGCUUUUUAGCACUCUUGUGGUUCAUGCCAAAGGGGAAGAGGAAGUGAAAGAAAGUCAAGGGAGGGGAAGGGAAAGAAGGUGGUAGGGAAAAGGGGAGGAGGAAGUACGACCUCUUACUCCACGUACAGGAUAGACACAUACCCUGCGCAAUCGUUACACCGCAUAGACGACUUUGGUGCGAAUUGUAUUGUAUUAUAGCAAUCGAUGAAGAUGUGAUUGUGGUGUAUGAGAAGUGCAUCGGACAUGAUGUGACCUAUGUUCUUCAGACUUGGUUCUCAGGACUUCCUUUCCACCGUACCUCGUCUCCACUCGCCAACAACUACAUCUC
Molecule: messenger RNA, 1693 nt
Organism: Microstroma glucosiphilum
Lineage: Eukaryota; Fungi; Basidiomycota; Exobasidiomycetes; Microstromatales; Microstromataceae
Exons: 3
Coding region: 165-1412 (415 amino acids)
Source: RefSeq, a predicted model, not a curated record